UUCUUUCUCCGCGUGUGCGUGUUGGUGUUGGUGUUAGUGUUGGUGUGCUUCUCUAUGAUGACCCAUGGAGAAGAUGAAGAGCACAGGAAGAAAACAUCUUUGUGGGAGUGGGAGAAACUGAGACGCGCCUAUUCUAUGUACGAAGCAGUUUUUCCUACGAGUAUUGGCAAGUAUUGGUACUUGGUUAAGUCGCUUGUUAAUAAGGCAUAUGAGCAUUUCUUUCCUCCAAAUAUAGAUUUUAGAAGAGGAGAUGAAGGCGAAGGCGUGACAGAUAAUGGAGCAGUAGGGGAGAAGGUGAGAGAAGCUUUAGGGAAAAGCCUAGGAAUGAGCAAAGCUACGAUGGAGGAUGCUGCAAAAUCAGUAGCAAAUAUAGCAGAGGAAACCAUGCACAAAGCAAAAGAGAAGGUGAAGAGGAGCUUUUCCGAUGAUAGCGACACAAAACGUCAAAACGAGCUCUGACUCUCUUCUCCCUCCUUGUGAACAUCUUUAAGCAACCGCCACAUAAAAGUACUGCUUCAUUUUGUUUAAUGUUGCUAUGCAUGUGAUGUGAAAAGGGUUAAACAAAAGAGAGAAAGAGAAAAGCGCUGCAUCCAUUUUAAAAAGUUGAAGCUGCAUA
This is a messenger RNA of Gastrolobium bilobum, 616 nucleotides long. RefSeq lists its product as uncharacterized. NCBI's taxonomy places the organism in Eukaryota, Viridiplantae, Streptophyta, Magnoliopsida, Fabales, Fabaceae. The coding region runs from base 55 to 459 and encodes 134 amino acids. The transcript has 2 exons. The record is from RefSeq and is a predicted model, not a curated record.